UGCGCAGCGCCGCCAGACUCGCCGAGCCGCCGGGCGACACCGAGCCGUCUCUUCCUGCCCAGCGGCAGCGAGCUCUCUGCCCGCCCGGCCCGGCCCGGCCCCUCGCUGGACCCCGCGCGAGGAGGGACAGCUUGCAGCCCGAGCCUCCCGGCGGCGCGGCCAGACUCCCGCAGCAGCGCAGCGCCGCCGAGCGCGCCGAGCCCCCGGACAAUGGGGCCGCGGUGGCUGCUGGUGGUCGCCGCGGGGCUCAGUCUUUGCGGCCCUCUGCUGUCGGCCCGCACCCCAGGCCAAAAGGCAGAGCCAGAAACAACAAAUAGUACUUUCCGUGUCCGGUCAUUUUUUCUCAUGAAUUUACCCAGUGGAUUCGAACCAAUCCCACUGAGGGAUGAGGAGGAAAGAAAUGAGAGUGAGUUCACUGAAGGCAGAUCAAGCUCCGUCAAUCAAAGCAAUCCUCCUCAAAAAUUACCCCACGUGUUCAUCUCAAAUGAUGCCUUGGGCUAUCUGACCAGCACCUGGCUGACUCUCUUCAUCCCCUCCGUCUACACCGGCGUGUUCGUAGUAAGCCUUCCUCUAAACAUCAUGGCCAUUGUCGUGUUCGUCUUGAAGAUGAAGGUCAAGAAGCCGGCUGUGGUGUACAUGCUGCACUUGGCCACGGCAGACGUGCUCUUCGUGUCUGUGCUCCCAUUUAAGAUCAGCUACUACUUUUCCGGAAGUGACUGGAGUUUUGGGUCUGCGAUGUGUCGCUUCGUCACUGCAGCGUUCUACUGUAACAUGUAUGCCUCCAUCAUGCUCAUGACGGUCAUCAGCAUUGACCGGUUUCUGGCUGUGGUGUAUCCCAUCCAGUCGCUGUCCUGGCGUACUCUGGGGCGGGCUUCCUUCACGUGUCUGGCCAUCUGGGCCAUGGCCAUCGCGGGAGUGGUGCCUCUGCUGCUCAAGGAGCAGACCAGCCAGGUGCCGGGGCUCAACAUCACCACGUGUCACGACGUGCUCAACGAAACGCUGCUCGAGGGCUUCUACGCCUAUUACUUCUCCGCCUUCUCUGCUGUCUUCUUUUUCGUGCCGUUGACCAUUUCCACAGUCUGUUACGUGUCCAUCAUUCACUGUCUUAGCUCUUCCACGGUGGCCAACCAGACCAAGAAGUCCCGGGCGUUGUUCUUGUCGGCUGCCGUUUUCUGCAUCUUCAUCAUUUGCUUCGGACCCACCAACAUCCUUCUGAUUCUCCAUUAUGCAUUCCUUUCCCGUAAUUCCAUGACGGAGGCUGCCUACUUCGCCUACCUCCUCUGUGUCUGUGUCAGCAGCAUCAGCUGCUGCAUUGACCCCUUGAUUUACUAUUACGCUUCCUCCGAGUGCCAGAGGUACCUCUACAGCAUCUUAUGCUGCAAAGAAAGUUCGGAUCCCAGCAGUUACAACAGCAGCGGUCAGCUGAUGGCAAGUAAAGUGGAUACCUGCUCUAGUAACCUGAAUAGCAGCAUGUACAAGAAGCUGCUAACUUAGGAAAGGGGACCGACAGUGAGUUAAAAAGAAAAGGUGAAAAAAGCAAAUAACCUGAGGAUUCUAUUUAGUCCCUGCCAAAAAAAGUAUUUACUGUACCAUCUAAAACAACGGAUGUAUGAUUUGCAUGCCUCCUUACUAGAGCCAUUAAGCAUACAUAUUUGUUAGUUACAGGAAAACAUAACAGGAAUGUUCCGAGAGAACAUUGCCAGUGCUACAACAAGAACUGAAUGUUGCUUUUUGAUGUAUUUAGAUGCCUUAUUAUAGGGGUGUGUGUGUGUGUGUGUGUGUGUGUGUGUGUGUGUGUACACACUUGUAUUGUUUGCAGUGCAGUAUAGAAUAGGCACUUUGAAACCCUCUUUUUUUUCCACCAGAGAUAAUGGAAAUAAACUCUGGCUUUCUGAUUUAAUAUGCAAAGUUUAGUUUGGUGAAGUUUAGCCCUGAAAUUCUGCAGAUGUCCGUCAAUAGUGAGGUGUUCUGUCGUAUGGACUUACAUAGCUUUUGCAAAUAAGUGUAUUUUGAAAUUGUUCAACGGCGAUGUUUAAGUUAUUGAGGGCUGAGACUUAGUCCUGUCUGUGUGUAGAAGUUUUGCUGUUUUUCAUUUGAAACAUAUCAAAGUUUGAAACCUAAAAAUAUUAAAACAGAUGAAAACAUAUGCUGUGGGUAGCAUUUUCCUGUUUUACACACCAUAUGUGUAAACCAAGAAUGAGCAGAGGUCUCACCAGUGACCUUAGGUUGGCUUUCAAAGCAACCUGCCCCUGGAUGGAGGACUCCAAGCGGUAGGGACAAGACUGGGCCAGUUCAGAGAGCAGAGGGAUCAGGACCACAUGUUCGCUGUCUCCUCCUGGGAUUCCCUCAAAGGCUGGCCAUGAACUUAUCAUGCUCAUUAGAAGCUGGCGAAGUAGGAUGUGCUAUCUCAAGAGAUAAUGACUAUAAAAGAUUUCUCUGCCCGUUUUAAGAAUGGAGAAAGAAGGCCCUGUUCACUUCCAGGAGUUAUGCUACAAAGACCGUUCUCAGAUGGAAACACCCCUGCAGCAAACACACCCCUCCUGUGCUCUGGGCACUCGGAUGGGUGCUGGGCGAGUGGAGUUGAGUAAAACUGAAACCUGCUCUUCAGAAGAACAAAGUAGAUAGAUACUUAGAGUGUGAUACGUGUAAAGGAAACACGUCAUUAUGUAAAGAAGUGUUUUCAGCCAGAUGUCACCAAGCAAGUUGCACAUAAUCAAGGCCUGGCAGGUGAAGAUGUUUGAAUAUUUGGGUUACUGCUUCCUAUGGUUAUAACUUGAGUUGAGAACAUAAUACAGUACAGGAAGUGUGUUUUUAAAAAUAAGUCCUAAUUGGACUUUUAAGAAAAUCUGUCUUAGUUGGACACUAUUUACUUACAAAUGCUUUAUCAAUACAUUGCUCAAAUCAAAUUUUUAAAGGCGAAUCGAUUACAUCAGUCUGAUUAGAAAUGAUAGAAGAAAAUGGAGUUGGCUUUGAAAUCCAGGAAACUUACUCGGUAUUUCCCAUCCACUUUUCUUAAGAUUUAAUGAGAUGAUUUUAAAAGCAUUUUUCAACCCCAUGAUGAGUGUCAAGUACAGAAUACCCUCAUGUAUUUGACAAAAUAAUUUGAAAAUUAGGUUGAAAUAGAUCUUUUUUCCUUAUGAAAAAAUGUUGGCAUUUUAAACAGACAAAAAGGCAAAUACUUACCUAUUGAAAAGAGCAAACUGUUUCCAACAGCCAUGGAAUAAUUUACAUCUAUGUAUGUGUUAUAAGUAGAAGCUAACAUUGACUGCAUUAAUUUAGUUACUGUAUUCAUUUUAUCCAACUCAGUGGAAAUAUACUGUCACUGUUUAUUCAUUCUUUUAUAUUAAAAUACCUCUGACUUAAUAAGACUAUCAUUACUAUAUUAUCAGUAUGUACUUACAAAAUAUUAUGUCACUGUUUUUAACGUUCUUUUUUAAAAAAUGUAUGUAACCUGUAUUAAUAAACCUGAAAGUCUGCUUGGUA
Messenger RNA from Camelus dromedarius (Arabian camel), 3483 nucleotides. RefSeq names its product coagulation factor II thrombin receptor (gene F2R). The record is from RefSeq and is a predicted model, not a curated record. The transcript has 2 exons. Bases 211 to 1494 code for a protein of 427 amino acids. Gene Ontology annotation, cellular component: plasma membrane. Gene Ontology annotation, molecular function: thrombin-activated receptor activity. Lineage: Eukaryota; Metazoa; Chordata; Mammalia; Artiodactyla; Camelidae. Gene Ontology annotation, biological process: positive regulation of Rho protein signal transduction; blood coagulation; phospholipase C-activating G protein-coupled receptor signaling pathway.